AAAGAAAGAAUAAAUAUUUUCUUAUCAAGGUAUCACGACAAAGAUUUAAUUUUCUUCACGAAGAAAGUUUUGUUACACAAUGUUUGGAUGAUGGAAAAUCAUUUACCUCUAAAUGAGAACAAUAUUCUCGUACAAAUAAAAAAUGUACUCCUUAUUCUCGAUUCAACCACGUAUACAAUUUUAACACCGGAAGUGAAACAAUUAAAUCAAUUUCAUAAUAUCAAUUUAUGCCUAGCAUGUUACUGUAUCAUUACCAGUCAGCUUUACAAAAACAAAAAAGUAGAUCGUUAUGCUCACGGGAGAUGAUGGUAUGGGAGCACUACAAAACGAUCAGCUGCUGCUGAGUCCCACCAGUUUCCUCUCGAAUCUGGUGUAAGACGAUACUGCAAAAGGCUUCAGUGUAGCGCGCCAUUUGAAACUUUCGGGUGCUCGACAAUGCUCCCAUCGUUUCUCGUGCCUAUGCUCUGUCAUUUGUAUAUUGUUCGAAGAGGAGAUACUAUAUUGCAUCUGACUCUGCUUCCUACCGGUACGUGCUUCUAUUGCUGCCCUAUACGAUUGAAUCAGGACGUCCAAUUUCUAUUGUAUACCAGGCGGAAUCCAACGUAUCCAAAUGUACUGGAUUUUAAUGAUGCCACAACGUUGCAGAAGAGUAAUUUCAACGUUAAACACCCGACUAUCAUGUACAUUCACGGAUACAGCGAUAGUAGUUCAGGAAAAGGUCCUACUUCUGUACGAAAUGCUUAUCUCCGUCGUGGGCACUAUAACGUGAUACUGAUAAACUGGCCUAAAUUGGCGGUCUUACCAUGGUACAUAUCGGCAGUGAGAAAUGCCAAAGUCGUCGGACCUUACUUAGCACACAUGAUAAGUUGGCUCGACGCACAAAAAGCUGUCUCUUUAUCCAAACUUCAUGUGAUCGGCUUUAGCUUAGGCGCGGAAGUUGCUGGUUUUAUGGGAAAGGCUCUGGCACCUCGAAAGAUAGGUAGAAUCACCGGAUUGGACCCGGCUUAUCCGUUAUACAUGAAUACCGGGGAGGACGGUCACUUGACAUGGGCUGACGCUGUCUUCGUCGAUGUCAUUCAUACUGACGGCGGCAAUUUUGGAUUCCCUCAACCACUUGGUCACGUCGAUUUUUACCCGAACGGCGGCGGGAGACGACAGCCCGGUUGCGAUUUGAAGAGCAUUGUUCGCAUGGGCUUCAGGAGAAUUAUAAAUCAAUAUAUUACCUGUGGACACAAUCGAGCAUGGCGUUAUUACGCGGAAUCAGUGGAGAACCCCUACGGAUUCCCCGCGAGUCGAUGCCCAAGAUGGCGACCCGGGAUUCUAGCGAGCUGCGUAUGGAAACCUGAGGCUUACAUGGGUUUCGCAGCUGAUUCCAAGUAUCGGGGAAAAUUUUACUUGAGCACGAACUCACGAUCACCGUAUGCCAGGAAUUUGACAGAUCGUAAACUUAGCAUAUGAGAAUCAUGCGAUAAUCUUAAUUUGGAUGAACCAGAUUAAGAAGCGGAACGAUUUUUCAUGUUGAUUACUCCCACCAGGAUAAUUGUCUUGGAUGAAGCUUGGGAGAAUAAAAAAGAUAUUUCUUGUACUUCUUAUACGAUGUGUUUGCGGGAAAGUUUGUAUUCCUGUCGUUAUCUCUUUAGUAUUCUCUAUAAACGAUUCGCGGCUUCAAUUAGUUGUACUUUUUCUUUAGAGGAUUACUAAAGCGAGGACGGAAAUAUUUUUUCCCUAGAAUAACAAACAAACAAGAUUCGUGAUGGAACGUGGUUUGGUGUAGCAGCGAUAUCGAAAAGCUUGAUUCGAAUUGAUAAGUUGAAAGGAAACAACUAGUUCCGACUGUUUUAAUGCCAAGUAUUACGAUCUCGUGCCAGAUAACAGCGCAUUGUUUACAACAUUUAUCAUUCUAAUUUUAAGUGUCAAUGAUAUACGAGUAAUAGUCACAUAACAUGAUUAUAUAGUUAUACGUCCAUACAGGUAAAAUACGUGACUGAAACUUUACAAUAGUAAAACAUGACCUGAAGAAUACUUUUACGUGAUAAAUGAUAUUAAAAAUA
Temnothorax curvispinosus is the source of this 2051-nucleotide messenger RNA. RefSeq names its product pancreatic lipase-related protein 2-like. The transcript has 6 exons. Bases 436 to 1458 code for a protein of 340 amino acids. The record is from RefSeq and is a predicted model, not a curated record. Gene Ontology annotation, biological process: lipid metabolic process. Gene Ontology annotation, molecular function: lipase activity. NCBI's taxonomy places the organism in Eukaryota, Metazoa, Arthropoda, Insecta, Hymenoptera, Formicidae.